Molecule: messenger RNA, 1512 nt
Organism: Ahaetulla prasina
Lineage: Eukaryota; Metazoa; Chordata; Lepidosauria; Squamata; Colubridae
Gene: SAPCD2
Product: suppressor APC domain containing 2
Exons: 6
Coding region: 1-1512 (503 amino acids)
Source: RefSeq, a predicted model, not a curated record
AUGGCCGGGCGCGGCGGGGAGGCCGGAGGGUGGGGAGCGGGGCGCGCGGGCACGAACCACCGCGCGCCCUUCCGCCAGUUGCCCGAAGUGGCCGCUCAGCUGCUGGGCUCAGCCGCGGGUCCCGCCCCGUCCGGCCAGGCGGAGCCCCGCAGCCCAUUGCCAAAGGGCAGAGCGGGAGGGAAGCAGCGCCGCCCGCCAAGCGCUGCCCCGGAGCGGCCGAGGGAGGCGCCCCUGCCCACCAUCUCCGGGCCGGGGGUCGCGGGGGGAGGCAGGGAGGGCGAGGCGGCUCCGGCCGCAACUUUUGCCUCCUCCGCUCCUGCAGCGAAAUCAAACCAGUUCGCGGGGCGGCUCCGCCAAUGGGCGGCGAGGGCGGGGUGGGGACGGCCAAUGAGCGUCGGGCCGCUGACGUCACGGGGAGCCCCGCGCCCCUUUGUCUGCCCGAUGGCUCCGGGGCGCAGCGCGGAGGGGCCGCCGCGGGCCUUUGUGCAGAGCCUGCGCCCGCUCUACGACAUCCUGGACGAGCGGCGGCGGGGCUACGUGCACCUGCGGGAGAUCGAGUCGCGCUGGCUGCAGCCGGGCGGGGAAGCGGGGCCGCUGCCGCCGGGGGUCCUGGAGGGGCUGCGCCGGGCGGCUCCGGCCAGCGGCUACCUCACCUUCGAGCGCUUCGUGCUGGGGCUCCGGUUGGCGCUCCUGGGCCCCGAGCCAGCCGACGGCCCCGCGGAGCCCGCCGGAGGGAAACUGGCGGGCGGAGCUGACGGGCCCCUCACCGACCCGCCGCCGCCGCUGAAACGGGGCGCUCGGCCGGGCGGCGGCGCCCCUCGGAGCCUGGAGCAGAGCAGCCACGGCGGGCAGGCGGAGCAGCAGCUGCAGGGCAAGCGAGCGGCAGGAGAGGCCGGUGGGAGCCGGAAACCGAGGGAGCAACUGGAAAACGAGGGUCCCUGCAAGGAGCGCCGGAGGCAGCUGAGCAUUCGAGGGGAACGCCGGAGACACACUAUCACCCACGGAGUGGACUAUGAGAUGCUGAAGCAGAUGAAGGAGCUGGAGAAGGAGAAGGACUUCCUGCUGCAGGGGCUGGAGCUGGUCGAGGAGGCCCGGGGCUGGUACCACCAGCAGCUCCAUCGCCUGCAGGGGCACCAGAAGCAGCUGGCACGAAGCAAAGGUCGCCAGGAAGAGGAAAGCCGGAUGCAGCUCAGCCAACUCUUCCCCCAAGUGCAGGAGCUGAACCGGUGCCUCUGGCAGCUGCUCUCCCUCUCUGCCAAACCUGGGAACUCAAGCCCCACCACCUCGCACAGCCCGCCUGCCACUCUGCUGGGCCCCUCCCCAUCUGUAGGGCCACACCAGACCAUCAACAUGCUGAAAGAACAGAACAGGCUCCUCACCAAGGAGGUGACGGACAAAGGCCACCGGAUCACCCAGCUGGAGCAGGAGAAGUCUGCCCUCAUCAAGCAACUCUUUGGAGCCCGGGCAGAAAGUACCAAGGACAGCAACCAGCUGGACUCCACCUUUAUUUAG